This is a messenger RNA of Saxophila tyrrhenica, 3339 nucleotides long. RefSeq names its product RNA helicase (gene SUV3). The record is from RefSeq and is a predicted model, not a curated record. Gene Ontology annotation, cellular component: mitochondrial degradosome. The transcript has 2 exons. Gene Ontology annotation, molecular function: hydrolase activity, acting on acid anhydrides; ATP binding; RNA helicase activity. The coding region runs from base 1 to 3339 and encodes 1112 amino acids. Lineage: Eukaryota; Fungi; Ascomycota; Dothideomycetes; Mycosphaerellales; Extremaceae. Gene Ontology annotation, biological process: mitochondrial RNA 3'-end processing; RNA catabolic process.
AUGGUAUAUGAAUCGUUGCAUGUGAUCGAGAAGGUGUGGAAGUGGGAUGUCCUGCUGCUGCUCGUGCGCCACAGCUCCGCGCCACGCGACAUUGCCCUGCAUCCGUCAUUGAUGGAUCGAGAGUCUAGAAAUAAUCCAGCUUCAUCCUCUGCUCUCCAGUCACCUCCCCCAUCGACCACUCGAUGCAUCUACUGCGCCUUCCGCUCCCACCAGCACGCUCUCCGCGCUCGCCGCCUUAACCUCCCUCCCCCAGGAAGCCUCCGCCUCCACUCCCAGUCGCAGCGCGCUGCCAGUACAGGCACUCUCAGAUCGAAGCAUCGCCGAACCGAAGGCAGAGAACAUGGCAACGGUAGCACUCGCAGGUCUCCUUCCGGAAGCAAAGACUCUGCGCGCUCAGUCAAGAUCACGAAACACAUUCUCGAUUACGAACCUUCAGACGCUGGGACAUUCCGUCCCCUGACCAAGAACGGGGGCCACAAGGUCACCGGACGAAAUGCCAGAAAUGCUGCCCAACAGCAAUACAGCUUCGACCAGGCCCUCAGCAAUCGCCUGCAAGUCGCAAAGGAGGAGCUCAAGGAUGUCCCGCUCCUCACCCAGCUCCGCAAAGAAGCAGGGGCGAGAGGAGACAAGGCCGAGCCGUUUGAGAAAGUGUGGAAGCGUUUCGUGGCGCCCCUGCGCGGAGAAGCAACACCAUUCAUUGGCUUUGAUGAGAAGAGGAGCGGUGUUUUGAAGGGGCUGCAGGAGGCGUACAGCACGAGAGGACAGAAUGGCUUGGACGAUCGAAUACGAUAUGCGUUCUACGCUGAGCUUACGGGCGCGCGGUUCACGGCGACGGAUAUACGGAAUCAGCAGGCACUAGCCGAUCUGCGGUAUCCGAGCGAGUGGUAUCCGGCGACGAGAGUGAUGCACAGGACGAUACAUUUACAUGUGGGGCCGACGAACAGUGGGAAGACAUACCAUGCACUUCAGCGGCUGGAGCAGGCCGAGACGGGGAUGUAUGCCGGCCCGUUGAGAUUGCUGGCGCAUGAGGUGUACUCGAGGAUGAACGCCAAAGGCAAGUCUUGCAGUCUGAUUACCGGGGAGGAAAGACGGAUCGCAACUCAUCAAGGGACCGACAACAAUAUAGCGGCAUGCACGGUGGAGAUGGCGACUUUGAACAGGACAAUGGACGUGGCGGUGAUCGAUGAGAUACAGAUGAUUGGGUCGGCCGAUCGCGGAUGGGCCUGGACGGCAGCACUGAUGGGCGUGAAAGCAAAGGAGGUGCAUCUGUGUGGCGAAGUGCGGACGAUACCUCUGAUUCGCGAAAUCUGCGCCAGCCUGGGCGAGAAGCUAGAGAUUCAUCACUACGAGCGUUUGAGUCCGCUCAAAGUCGCGGACACCAGCUUGAAGGGCAGGCUCGCUGAUCUCAAGAAGGGUGACUGCAUCGUUUCGUUUUCCGUGAUGGGGAUUCAUGCUCUUCGUAAGCAGAUCGAGAAGAUUACGGGGAAGAAGGUGGCUACGGUGUACGGCUCUCUACCGCCAGAGACUCGCGCGCAGCAGGCCAGACUGUUCAAUGACCCGGACAACGACUAUGACUACCUCGUGGCUAGUGAUGCGGUCGGCAUGGGUCUGAACCUAGCUAUCAAACGGAUCAUCUUCGAGGAAGCCUCCAAAUUCGACGGCACAAGACGAGGACCUUUGAGCGUUGCAGACAUCAAGCAGAUCGCCGGACGCGCUGGACGCUAUCGCAUCGCUGACCAGCAAAUGAAGGAGGCUGACAAACGAGCUGAGCAGCAAGACUUAGCGGCCGCCAAAGGCGAGCCCACACCCCCCUCCCCAUCAACCCUUCCCCCAACCCAAAUAACCCCCGACGACGCCUCCAACGGCCUCGUCACCACCCUCGAAGACUUCGACUUUCCCCUCGUCCGCGCCGCCAUGUCCGCCGAGCCCGACCCCAUCCGCACCGCUGGCCUCUUCCCCCCCGCCGCCGUCCUCGAGCGCUUCUCCUCCUACUUCCCCCCCUCCACCCCGUUCUCCUACAUCCUCACGCGCCUGCACGAGCUGAGCCAGAUGCACUCGCGCUUCCACCUCUGCGGCUUGAAAGACCAAGUCUGGCUCGCGGAUGUUAUAGAGCCCGUGCAGGGUUUGACGGUGGUGGAUCGCACGAUUCUGACGAAUUCGCCCGCGAGUAAGACGGAUUUCGAGCUUUGGAGCAAACUCAUGCCUGCCCUGGCCCGCUGCGUCGCGGAGCAGAAAGGUGGCGAUCUGGUCGACAUCGCCGAGCUCCCGCUCGAAAUCCUCGACGCUGAAGUGAGCGCGAGCCGCGAGUACCUCCGCGCGCUGGAGCGGCUGCAUAAGGGUAUCGUCAGCUACCUCUGGCUCUCGUAUCGUUUUGCCGGUAUUUUCUCGUCCCGCGGCCUGGCUUUCCACACUAAAGGCUUGGUGGAGGAGAAGAUCGAAGAGGUGCUGGGGAAGUUUUCGUUUACUGAAGCUACGAGGAGGAAGUUGGCGGCGAAGCGGGAGAUGGAGGUGUUGAGAGAGAUGGAGAAGGUGGGGGUGGAUGAGGGUGGGAUUGAGGAAGAGGGGGAGGCGAGGGUUGAUGAGGAGGUGGUUAAGAGGGAGGGCUUUGCGCUUGGGCGGGAGCGGGGACGGGAUGGUGGAGAAGGCGGGGAGGGGACGGAGAGGGAAGGGGUGGAAAGGCAGACGGAGUUUGCGUUCGGCGGGAACCGCUUUGGAGGGGAGGAGGAGAUGGCGUUCGAUGACCCGUUGCAGGCGGAGGUCGUGGACGCUGAGGAAGGGGAAGCGGGGGUUGGGGAAACGGAGGGCAAGGGCAGUUUUGCUAAGUGGAGGCGGCAGGAGACCAAGGUCGACUCAACUACUGGUGCAGAAUCCGACGUUGACACCCCUCUGGCCGAUUCUGCGCCAGAGGGUGAAGACGCUGCCCGCGAAGCCGCCGCCAACGACAGAAUAUUCGACGUUUCGAGGGACGAUCUACCCGCUGUAAGCGACGUGCUGCGGGACGAAGCUGGCGCCGAACAGACCUUCAUCCCCGCUGAAGCCAGCGAGGCAGAAUCGGCCAUGAGUCCCGAACAAGAUCCCUCGAACAUCAGCGCUCCAACCACGCCAGAGACCGACCUCGACUCCGCCGCCACCGGCUCCGAGAGUGAAACUUCCGCACCCCCGCUCGAGACGCAGGAAGUUUCGCCCUCGCCGCCUCCCGACGAGCUCCAUGGAGUCGUGAAUCAGGCUCCCCGCGAAGAACGACCUGCGCCGGCGUCUGGCAUGCCGCCGAAGCAUUUGCAUGCGCAUCUUGAGGCGGAGGUGAAGGAGGGGGGGAGGGGUGUUGAGUCACGGCCUUGA